This is a messenger RNA of Tarenaya hassleriana, 1583 nucleotides long. Its product is annotated as mitochondrial phosphate carrier protein 2, mitochondrial. Gene Ontology annotation, molecular function: phosphate transmembrane transporter activity. Gene Ontology annotation, cellular component: mitochondrial inner membrane. The coding region runs from base 187 to 1401 and encodes 404 amino acids. Gene Ontology annotation, biological process: mitochondrial phosphate ion transmembrane transport. NCBI's taxonomy places the organism in Eukaryota, Viridiplantae, Streptophyta, Magnoliopsida, Brassicales, Cleomaceae. The record is from RefSeq and is a predicted model, not a curated record. The transcript is spliced from 6 exons.
CGUUACCGCUUACGUCAAAGGAACCUCCCACGUGGCAUCUCACUGUAAUUACGAAAAUACCCUUCUCUGUCUCACUAGACACUACGUACAAAUGAACGGCAUGACGAAUUACUUUCUUGACGCACAACAUGGGGAAGCCAACGAAUUCAGAGGGCAAUUACGUCAUUUCAAGGAGACUCGAUAUGCAUGUAUAUAUAUAUAUAUAAGACUAAUUCGCGCCAAACAGACAAAUCAGAAAACGAUUCCGGGAAAAUUCAGCAGCCACUUUCUCGUCUUCCAAACACGUUCCUCUUCUUCGUGAGAUUCUGUUCAUCUCCAGCAAUGCCUGUAUCAAACAAUCACAACAGAUCGGUGAUCCCGAGCUUCCUGUACUCUUCAGAUCCUCCGUCGCAGUCGGAGCCGACAGCAAACAUGCGGCGGAGACCACCGCCGUCAUAUUCAUCGGACGCUCCAAGUUUCGCGAUCCCGGCACCGAAAGAGAGGAUCGAGAUGUACUCUCCGGCGUAUUACGCCGCCUGUACGGUCGGCGGAAUACUCAGCUGCGGCCUCACACAUGCUGCAGUUACGCCCCUGGAUGUCAUCAAAUGCAACAUGCAGAUUGAUCCUUCAAAGUACAAGAACAUACCAUCAGCAUUCAGUACAACACUCAAGGAACAAGGGAUGAAGGGUUUUACCAGAGGAUGGGCUCCGACUCUCCUUGGCUACAGCGCUCAGGGAGCGUUCAAGUAUGGUUUAUACGAGUUCUUCAAGAAAUAUUACUCAGAUAUUGCAGGACCAGAAUACGCAGCCAAGCACAAGACGCUGAUUUAUCUUGCCGGAUCAGCCUCUUCCGAGAUUAUUGCCGAUGUUGCUCUUUGUCCGAUGGAAGCUGUCAAAGUCAGGGUUCAGACCCAACCUGGUUUUGCUCGCGGCUUAUCCGAUGGUUUACCAAAGAUUGUCAGAUCGGAAGGUGCUCUUGGGUUGUACAAAGGGCUUGUUCCUCUCUGGGGACGUCAGAUUCCUUAUACCAUGAUGAAAUUUGCUACUUUUGAAAACACGGUGGAGCUCAUAUACAAGAAUGCCAUAACUACUCCAAAAGAGCAAUGUUCAAAGCCAGUACAGCUCGGGGUUAGCUUUACCGGAGGAUACAUUGCUGGGAUUUUCUGUGCUGUUGUCUCACACCCAGCGGAUAACUUGGUCUCCUUCCUCAACAAUUCCAAAGGAACAACCAUUACAGAUGCAGUAAAGAAGCUAGGGCUAUGGGGUCUGUUUACUCGUGGCCUCCCUCUUCGCAUUCUCAUGGUAGGAACACUCACUGGAGCCCAAUGGGUUAUCUACGAUGCUGUUAAGGUUUUCGCUGGCCUGCCUACUACCGGUGGUAGUGCUCCAGCUCCUGUGCCUGAUCCAGCUGCAAGUGGAUAAAGCUACAAGGGAUUUCCUCAACAACCCACCAAACCAACAUGAUGGAAAAGAAUAUUUUUUUUAAAAAAAAAAUUGAUGUCAAUGAAACAAAACUCAGCUUCCAGACAGCUUAUUGAUCUACAUAUGUAGGUCAUUGUACACAGAUUUUUCUGCCAUCGUACACGGAAUUUUCUUUAGCUUUC